UAUAGUUCCAUGAAACAUAUGUUGUUUUUUUCAGAUUCAAUAUGGAAGAAUCAUCGAAAAUUCUUAAAUCCAGCGUUCAGUCAGAUACUGCUGGACACAUUCAUGGGAGUCUUCAACAGCCAGUCCAGGAAGCUGGUGAGGGAACUGGAGAAGGAGGCUGGGAAGGGUCUCUUUGAUCACUGGACUUACACACGACAUAAUGCCCUGGAGACUAUUUGCUUGACAGCGUUAGGAGUGGACUUCACAGACUCGAACCUAAACAGCCAGUACGUGGAGGCGACGGAGGUGAUCCUGAACACCAUCGUGGAGCGGUUCAUGAAGUUCUGGUGGCACAGUCCUUACACCUUCGCAUGGAGUAACGUGAAGAAGAAGCAGGACGAGUGUUUGAAGAUAUUGCACAACAUGUCUAAUAUGGUAAGGAAUUUAAUAAAAACGUACCAAUCUAGUUAUAUUUUCAAUGCACAAUGCUCUGUAUAUUUUUUAGGAACCAGGUUCAAAGCUUUUAUGGACCUCCUCUUAGAGCUGUCACUUGAGAAGGGAGUAUUCAACGACAGAGAGAUCCGAGAGCACGUGGACACUAUGAUAGUCGGCGGCCAUGACACCUCCGCUAAUGUGCUCAUGUUCACCAUGAUACUCCUUGGGUCACAUCCUGAGGUUCAAGAGAAGGCUUACGCCGAGGUACAAGAAGUUCUAGGAGGUGACAGAGACGUGGAGAAGACAGAUCUGUCUCAGAUGGUGUACUUGGAAGCUGUGCUGAAGGAAAGCAUGAGAAUAUUCACCAUCGUACCAGUGCUUGCUAGGAAACUCGACAGGGAUGUUAAACUGAAAAACUACACCCUCUCCGCUGGUCGAACCUGCUUCCUAUUCGUGUUUGGACUGCACAAGCAUCCGAUCUGGGGCCCAGACGUGAACGAGUUCAUACCGGAACGCUGGUUGGAGCCGGGCAGACUGCCUGACAAUCCUAAUGCGUUUGCUGCUUUCAGUGUCGGGAGACGACAGUGUAUAGGGAAGGCGUACGCGCUGAUGUCUAUGAAGACGACUCUGGCUCACUUGGUCCGCAGUUACAAGAUCAAGGCUGACCACACGAAGGUGAGGCUCAAGCUGGACGUCAUGCUGAAGCCAGAUUCAGGUUACUGUGUCAGCAUCGAGAGGAGGACGUAG
Molecule: messenger RNA, 1161 nt
Organism: Spodoptera littoralis (African cotton leafworm)
Lineage: Eukaryota; Metazoa; Arthropoda; Insecta; Lepidoptera; Noctuidae
Source: the annotation of a GenBank genome assembly